This is a messenger RNA of Paramuricea clavata, 1751 nucleotides long. NCBI's taxonomy places the organism in Eukaryota, Metazoa, Cnidaria, Anthozoa, Malacalcyonacea, Plexauridae. The record is from the annotation of a GenBank genome assembly.
AUGGUCGUUAUUAUACUAUCUUCUUGGGUCAUUUUCUUCUAUUCUUGGCUGUAUAACGCGAAUUGUUCGCUGGACGAAGGUGGGUGUUUUUGAAAUAUGUAAACAACAUUUUGUAGCAAACAUUUCUAAUUUAAGCUCUUAAUUUGUCACAGUUACUUAUCAGCAUGAUCACAACAACAUGUGUGUGAUAUAGAUAAGACUAUUUUGCAUUUUAUAACGUAGAAAUCUAUCGAAAUAUGGGCAAAAAUAAGCGAUCGCACCAUGUAUAAAACCAAGAAUUCGAUUGUCAGUUUUGAAACAGAUCGCUAUGAGUUUUUAUUUCGCAGAAUUUAACAAGUACACGGCAUGUGUUUUGGAUAUAAAUCCGUUAUGUAAUCUGAGUAUAUGAUUAUAUAUCUGUGAAUCUAGUAUCUGUAUUAGAAUCGAUCAUAGUUUUCAUUCCAAAACCUUUUAGCAGAAAUGUUACCCCACAUUUUAUAUAAGCAUGUAGUCGUGAAUGGAAUUAUAUAAAGCGUCCAUAUAUUAGAAAUGUCCAAAUGAAUAAGUCGUGUUUUCUGUGUUAAUUAAACUUAAUUGGUCUAACAGAUUUAGUCCGGAUAUCAAUUGGUAUGUUAAUGAUAUAGUACUGCCCUGCCUGCUAUUGUGAUGUCUUAUUAAAUGGCCAUUCUUUGUUCUGAAAAAUUCAAAAUAUACUGUAUUAUGGUGUGACAGCUAUACUCAACAGAAUAUUGCAUCUUAAUAGUUAAGAGAUGUGGGCAGGUAUUCUUGUAUUAAUCCAUUGAGUGGCAGUACUCUCUCUUGACAAGUAAUAUUGUCUGGUGUUAGACAGAGUACAGUAACAUAAUAAAGUAUGGCACCUCAGGGCAUGUUGGCACUUAAUUAAAGGGUUAACAUUGGAAUUGUCUUACCUCUCUGAUAUCAGUAAAUUGUCUGACAUUAGACUGAGAGAGAUUAAGCAUACCCUACUUUGUUAUUUUACUCUGUCUUACAGAAUAAUUUUACUUUGCAAUAGUACGUCAUUUUAUUUUGCACAAAAUCAUGUUACUUUGUGCAAUUAGCGUGCAGGCAUGCGCCCAGCCAUGGCUGUAACGAGCGCAAAGAAUUGCUGGCUUAAAUCUCCAAAUUGCUAUAACAAAGAGCAAUUCAUAUUGUCUGGCGUUAAACAGAGUAAAUAAAAUAAAUUAGGGCACGUCAGGGCCCAAUGUGACUCAAUGGGACGGGGUUAACUAAUAACUAUUAAGCGCCAGCACUCUCCCCUUGGCAAGUAAAAUCGUCUGGUGUUAGACAGAGUAAAAUAAUGAAGUAGGGCGCAAUGCGACUCAGUGGGUUAAGCUGUAAUCCCAAGCUAAUUAAUAAUAAUCUCCCAUUGAUGAUGAAGUCAGAUUACCUGCUGAUCAGUGCAAUCCACCCCAAUGCCUUUGGACUUUGUUAUUCUUAACCCACUCUGUCGAACCCCAGAGUACUUCACUGAUAAUUUAGGGGGGGGACAUUUUGCAUUAAUUAAUGGCUCAAGCCAUCACUUGCAGAAUCCUUGGAUUGACUCUUUUCUGAUUUUCUUAGAAACGAAAACCGUGGAAAACAAAGAGAUGUCAAAAGUCCAAGUGCUUGCCAUCAGGUUGACAUCUGCCAACAAAGAAAUUGGAAGUUUGCAAAAUGAGAUUUACAAAUUGAGAAGAUCGAUCAGCAGGCAAGAAAUGGGGUCACGGAGGGCAUGCAAUACUAACAAGACGGAGUUGACAAGCGACUGUCAG